GCGUGUGGCCGUCGGCGAUGGUGGGCGUCCCUGGAGCGGCCGCCUUCCAGAUUGGUUCUGAGAAAAGGGUGCCAGCAAUGCCUGGAUCGCCUGUGGAAGUGAAGAUACAGUCAAGAUCCUCACCUCCCAUCAUGCCACCCCUCCCACCAAUAAAUCCUGGAGGACCAAGGCCAGUGUCCUUUACUCCUACAGCAUUAAGCAAUGGUAUCAACCAUUCUCCUCCUACCCUGAAUGGCGCUCCAUCACCACCACAGAGAUUCAGCAAUGGUCCUGCCUCUUCCACUUCAUCUGCGCUAACAAAUCAGCAGUUACCAGCCACUUGUGGAGCUCGGCAACUCAGCAAGUUGAAACGCUUUCUCACCACUCUGCAACAGUUUGGCAAUGAUAUCUCGCCUGAGAUUGGGGAGAAAGUUCGGACUCUCGUUCUAGCACUGGUGAACUCAACAGUGACAAUUGAAGAAUUCCAUUGCAAGCUCCAAGAGGCUACGAACUUUCCUCUUCGUCCUUUUGUGAUUCCAUUCCUCAAGGCCAACUUGCCCCUGCUGCAGCGAGAACUGCUGCACUGUGCUCGGGCUGCCAAGCAGACCCCGUCCCAGUACCUUGCUCAGCACGAACACCUUCUGCUCAACACCAGUAUCGCGUCUCCUGCCGAUUCUUCAGAGCUGCUCAUGGAGGUUCAUGGAAAUGGAAAAAGACCCAGUCCAGAGAGAAGGGAAGAGAGUAAUUUUGAAAGAGAUACUAUUCCUCCUGAGCCUCCAGCCAAGAGAGUGUGUACCAUCAGCCCUGCUCCUAGGCACAGUCCUGCCCUCACUGUGCCCCUUAUGAAUCCUGGGGGCCAGUUCCAUCCUACUCCUCCACCUCUCCAGCACUAUACGUUAGAAGAUAUUGCAACUUCUCACCUAUAUCGGGAACCCAAUAAGAUGCUAGAACAUCGAGAAGUUCGUGAGAGGCACCACAAUCUUAGUCUAAAUGGAGGCUAUCAGGAUGAGUUGGUAGACCACCGUUUGACAGAAAGGGAAUGGGCUGAUGAAUGGAAACAUCUUGACCAUGCCCUGAAUUGCAUUAUGGAAAUGGUAGAGAAAACAAGGCGCUCCAUGGCAGUUCUGAGGCGCUGCCAGGAAUCUGACCGUGAAGAACUCAACUACUGGAAAAGACGAUUUAAUGAAAACACAGAGAUGAGGAAAACAGGGACUGAGUUGGUCUCCAGGCAGCACAGCCCUGGGAGUGCAGAUUCACUCAGCAGUGAUUCUCAGCGGGAAUUCAGUAGUAGACCAGGAACAGGAUACGUACCUGUGGAGUUUUGGAAGAAAACAGAAGAAGCUGUGAAUAAGGUGAAAAUUCAGGCCAUGUCAGAAGUACAGAAGGCCGUGGCUGAGGCUGAGCAAAAAGCCUUUGAAGUGAUUGCAACAGAGAGAGCGCGAAUGGAGCAGACCAUAGCGGACGUCAAACGACAGGCUGCGGAGGACGCCUUCCUCGUCAUCAACGAGCAGGAAGAGUCGACCGAGAACUGCUGGAACUGUGGCCGCAAAGCCAGUGAGACAUGCAGUGGCUGCAAUAUCGCACGGUACUGCGGCUCUUUCUGCCAGCACAAGGACUGGGAGCGGCACCACCGCCUCUGUGGCCAGAGCCUGCAUGGCCAGAGUCCCCACAGCCAGGGCCGGCCGCUGCUUCCUGGAGGGAGGGGCUCCUCGGUCAGGUCUGCUGACUGCAGUGUGCCCAGCCCAGCCCUGGACAAGACCUCAGCAGCCACCUCACGUUCCUCAACUCCUGCCUCUGUGACAGCCAUUGAUACCAAUGGACUCUAAACCCCAAGUUCCACUUCUCUGAUGACCACUCUGAAUGACAGAACCCUUGCACCAAAGGGCCUGGCUGUUGGAAUAAGUAGCUUGGGUCAUCAGCAAGAAAUGAAGUGCAGCAGGAAACAUCCAAGCAGCACUCCGUGGUCUGUCUUGGACUUGCAUCUGUGUCCUGGUAGAAUGAGUGCCAUUCUCUGCACACAAGCAGCCCAUCUGAGCUGCCUCUUCUGGGGGCUUUCAUGGUGUGUUCCUUCCCAGCUGAAGCUGGCUUGGCUCCUUGGAGGCCACAACUUCCCCAGCUCCUUGAGUCAGCAGACUGAUGAAUGUGACAGCCAGGCUGGCAGCAGCUUGCCAUGUACUAUCUCCCACUCUGUCCAUGGUCCUCAGAUGGCAGAGACCUCGAGCCUGGCAGCAGACUGAGGAGGAGAAGGAUUCCCCCCUCCCACUGAGUAGCUCUUUGAGCCCUUUUCCAUCCUCAGAAGGCGACACUGAUUGGCUUCAUGGGCACUUGGGUAUACCAAAAGCAUCACUUGAGACUCCCUUCUCAACCCUGCUUUCAGACUUAAGAUGCUCAGAAAUGACAGGAAAGAAGUCACCACUUUAAUAUGAGCACCCAUGAUAAUAAAAAUAAAUAAAUAAAUCUUCCCUAAGCAACACAGAUCAUUUUGGACAAGAUUUUCCAACCUGGCUGGCUACUUUACUUUGGAACCCAUUUUUCUCCCUCUUUCUUGAUUUUGCUUGUGCAGAAAAUAUUUUCCAGCGCAUGGAUUUGUCCAAGAGAGAAUGAGACUCCAUCAUGUUAGUCUUUUCUCUCUGAGCAUGUUGACCACCUCCUGUCAUCAAAUCACUGAGUGGAUCAUCCCUUGGAAAUGCAGAGCCUUCUGCCCUCGCCUGGCUGUUUGCACAGUUGUCUCGUUCUAUGUCCUUUUCUCUCUCAGACCACACACGUCCAGACUGCUGUGGGCAUCUUCUGCCCACGGGCUCUGUUUGGCACCUUUAGGCCACAGUUGUCCCCCUGGAUGUGCUGUGGUGUGUUUGUAGGACUUGCCCCACCCACCAAGGCCUGGUCUUCUCUGAGCAGCCCUCCUGGACCUGAAGGAAUCCUUCAGACCUGCUCCAUGGAGUCAUUAGCAGGCACAGUCUCAGUUUACCUUCCCUUAGCUGUUCAGUACCUUCCCUCUGGUUCGUGGAGUGUGGGACUCAUCUAGGAAAGCAAGCCUGACCCGUUCUUCCUCCUUUCUCCAGGAGUUUUCCUGCUUCCUGGCACUCCAAAUUGACAUUACCUGUAUCCCUUUCACAGUGGUGGCCACUGCCUCACAGGUUCUCUUCUGCCAUUUGGGUUUUGUCGGGAGCCCAAGGACCUUGCCUGCCCCUCCUGCUUGGCACCUUUGAGCCUCUAGUGUCCUGUCCCGUGGAAUCAGUUGGAGUGACGUGGUUAGCCCUGCUCCUGCUGGCUUGAGAGCCAGGGUUAGAUCACCACCUUCACACAGACAGAGUGCAGGAAGAGGGAUGGACACAGUGGUGUUCUUGCAUAGAGGGGCAUCUUCCUUUAGAACCCACCUGAUUCAUCUUAACCAGUCUUAGACACUCAAUACAAGACACCUUUAAAAUCCCUAGAUUUCCAUCCUAUAAAGCAAGGUAGACUCAGAAAAAGAAGAACAGAGAAUCACGCUCCUUGACCACAUAAGACCCCCUGUUUUCUGUCAGCCUGUAUGGCUGUGUCCCCACCUCCUCUACCUCCUGGAGCCCUAGCAGCCAGGGCAGCCUGGCUUUACUAGGCAUGGAGUCAAUCCUCAAAUUGUGCACCCACAUUUCCAUAAGAAAGGGGGUAUCUUCUGAAAAGACCUUUGAGCCUCUAACUCAGUUGUAGAAGGAGGGCAUCUCACAUUAUAUACUGGAUCUGCCCUCAGGUUAUUUUCCUUAAAUAAGUUAGAUGAACACCUAAACAGCUUUUUAAAAUCUUCACUGGCAACAAGACUAGCCAGGGUAGCUCAGGUUUUUUACUGGCUGGAAUAAAGAGCCAAAACAAAUAUAAUACUUAUCAGGGCUUGAGGUCGAUUUGGGGUGUAGGGCCUGACCUACUUCUGUGGGCUCUGGUUUCAAUGACAGUUCCUGUUUCCAAGUCUUUGUAAUGCUGUUCUAGACUGCUUUGCUCAUGUGAUAGUGGAAGCCUGUCUGCAGACCUGAGCAAAAUUGUGCACCACAGUUCUCAGACCAUUCCCUAUGUUCAUUCUGGUCAGUGUCACACACAAGUCACUAGGGCAUCAGUACAGGACUAUUCAAACUUAAGGAAUCCCUUUCUCUGGGAACUUCCUUUCUCUAAUCCAACUUCCUAAUUGAGGGGAAGAGCAGAACCUAGGAUGAGGUAGGUGGCUGGGGGGACAGAUGUGAGUCCAGGUCCCAGGUUAGAGUUGAGCAUAAAGCGCCCCCCACCACCACCACCUUUCUCAUUUCCACUAGGAUUUAAAAGAAGUAGUAUCCGUAUAAUGAGGUUGCUCAGAGGUCUGGCCUCUACUCAGGCUAAGAGGCUGGGAUGAUGGUACAAAAGUGGGCAGGGCAAGGCAGUCAGAGGCUCUUUGAUUUUAUCAUGGAAACCAGAAGCAAAGAGCAUAAGGCCAGUGCUCAACAUCGCUUGCUGAGGGACACUGAUGAGUUCUUUGCCAAAAGAAUGAUUGCAGGAACCAGAGAACACCAAAUGUGGCCAAAGUAGGAGCCGACUUUUUUUUUUUUGAGCGGGGGUAUCUUGAGAUUGAACCCAGGGAUGCUUUAUC
Messenger RNA from Marmota flaviventris (yellow-bellied marmot), 4567 nucleotides. RefSeq names its product CBFA2/RUNX1 partner transcriptional co-repressor 2 (gene Cbfa2t2). Gene Ontology annotation, cellular component: nucleus. The record is from RefSeq and is a predicted model, not a curated record. Gene Ontology annotation, molecular function: transcription corepressor activity. Lineage: Eukaryota; Metazoa; Chordata; Mammalia; Rodentia; Sciuridae. Gene Ontology annotation, biological process: negative regulation of DNA-templated transcription; DNA-templated transcription.